Messenger RNA from Musca domestica (house fly), 1910 nucleotides. It is a transcript of the gene Gdi, whose product is annotated as rab GDP dissociation inhibitor alpha. The record is from RefSeq and is a predicted model, not a curated record. Bases 129 to 1460 code for a protein of 443 amino acids. Gene Ontology annotation, molecular function: Rab GDP-dissociation inhibitor activity. Lineage: Eukaryota; Metazoa; Arthropoda; Insecta; Diptera; Muscidae. The transcript has 3 exons. Gene Ontology annotation, cellular component: cytoplasm. Gene Ontology annotation, biological process: vesicle-mediated transport; protein transport; small GTPase-mediated signal transduction.
AAAUUUUAUUGGACGUUUACAAAAGCAGAAGUGUUCGGUGAAAGGACGGUGGUCUUUUUCGUUUUAACAAAAGUAGCCAGUUUGCUAACACAGUUCUUUUCCGUCUUAAAACUUUAACAAAGAACAAAAUGAAUGAAGAAUACGAUGCGAUUGUCUUGGGAACCGGUCUUAAGGAGUGCAUUUUGAGUGGUAUGCUUUCUGUGUCUGGAAAGAAAGUAUUGCAUAUCGACCGAAACAAGUACUACGGUGGUGAAUCGGCUUCUAUAACGCCUUUGGAAGAACUUUUCCAACGUUUUAAUAUCGAGGUCCCCGGCGAUAAAUAUGGGCGCGGCCGUGAUUGGAACGUGGACUUGAUUCCAAAAUUCUUAAUGGCUAAUGGACAGCUAGUUAAAUUGUUAAUACAUACGGGCGUUACCCGUUACCUCGAAUUUAAGUCCAUCGAGGGUAGUUACGUCUAUAAGGGAGGAAAAAUAGCAAAGGUGCCCGUUGAUCAAAAGGAGGCUUUAGCAUCCGAUUUAAUGGGAAUGUUUGAAAAACGACGCUUUCGUAACUUCUUAAUUUAUGUCCAAGAUUUUAAGGAAGAUGAUCCAAAGACUUGGAAGGAUUUUGAUCCCGUCAAAUCGAAUAUGCAAGCACUGUACGAUAAAUUUGGCUUGGACAAGAAUACACAAGAUUUUACUGGACAUGCUUUGGCAUUAUUCCGGGAUGAUGAAUACUUGAAUGAACCAGCUGUUAAAACCAUUCAACGUAUUAAGUUGUAUUCAGAUUCUUUAGCCAGAUACGGAAAGUCUCCAUAUCUAUAUCCCAUGUAUGGUUUGGGCGAAUUACCACAAGGCUUUGCACGUUUGUCGGCUAUUUAUGGUGGUACCUAUAUGCUCGACAAACCUAUUGACGAAAUUGUUGUUGGUGAGGGAGGCAAAGUUGUUGGGGUGCGUUCAGGCGAAGAAGUUGCUAAGUGCAAACAAGUCUAUUGCGAUCCAAGCUAUGUCCCAGAUAAGGUACGAAAGAAGGGUCAAGUUAUACGUUGCAUUUGUUUAUUGGACCAUCCAAUUGGUAAUACUAAAGAUGCUUUGUCUACACAAAUAAUCAUUCCACAAAAACAAGUUGGUCGCAAAUCAGAUAUUUAUGUUUCUUUAGUUAGCCAUGCUCAUCAAGUGGCUGCUAAAGGCUGGUUUGUCGGCAUGGUCUCUACGACCGUAGAAACCGAACAACCAGAAAAUGAGAUAAAACCAGGUUUGGACCUGUUGGAACCAAUAGCACAAAAAUUCAUUUCGAUCUCUGACUAUUUUGAACCCAUUGACAACGGUGGCGACUCUCAAAUUUUCAUCUCCGAGUCCUACGAUGCUACUACACACUUUGAAACAACUUGCCUGGAUGUUUUGGACAUUUUCAAGCGAGGUACAGGUGAAGAUUUCGAUUUUUCCAAAAUUAAACAUGAGUUGGGUGAUGAAGAUCAGUAAAGCUCUAAAUACGUUCUAUUUCGACACAAUUAACAUCAAAACCAUUUGGCAGUUACCUGGGGGAAUCAAAAUGGCUAAAUACACGUAUAACUGAAACCCAAAUUAAAAUAAUAAAACAAAUUGUAACGAGAAAACAAUAUGCAUACAUAUUAUCAUAAAUUAAAAAUAUAACAUACGCUUUAAAGCAAACAUCAAUAAAAGUGGAGCCGUAAAAAGCUUGAGUAAAUAUUGGAACACAUAAAACAACAGUAAAAUGUUAUUUUUCGUACAUCGCCCAAAAUGAUUUUAUAGAAACACAGCCCCCUGCUUCUUUGAAAUAAACAAAAAGAUCGAUUCUUUAACAAAGUCUUUUAAAUAUAUACAUAUAUCUCAUUGUAUGAAAUGGUUGAUAAAAGAAACCAAUCGAACACAUGAUUAGAAAAUAAAAUCAAUUUAUAUUACUCAAAUUAA